Molecule: messenger RNA, 905 nt
Organism: Seminavis robusta
Lineage: Eukaryota; Bacillariophyta; Bacillariophyceae; Naviculales; Naviculaceae
Source: the annotation of a GenBank genome assembly
UUAUAGGCAUUCAUGCCAAAAUGCCCAACACUUGGUCGUGGUAUGCCACGAUGCAUACAAUCAACCAUAAUUGAAGCACCCGGGUCCCUGGGUUCCGAUCCCAACAGGAAUAACUUAGUGCCAUGAUGAAACGAAGCACCUUUCAAACCUGCAAACUCAGCACGUGUCACAGAUUUUAUACGGAACCCACUAGUAGCACCAAUUUCAGCCAGAUUGGGAACAAGACUUUCAAAAGCUUAUCAGCGACCUUUUUUGUGAUCCAUGCAACUCUUAUAGAAUUAAAUCUAGACAAGAGUGCCUUUGGAAACUCCAAGCUGUACACUGUAGAGAUGGGGUCGUUGGACUUUUGACAUUGAACCUUCCUUUGUCUCAUAAACAUACAAUGUCGGCACUGGGCAUUGGAGUUUCUGGGAUUUCUUGGGUUGACGUGAAAUGGAUAGCAGUAGCUUAUUUUGCUGGAGCUCCCGUAUGAGCCGUUCGAAGCAACUUGUAUCCAUGAAUGAUGGCUGCACGAUGUCGGGUCCUUUAACGCUCAGCUUAACAAAGCCAAACACAUCAAUGAGAGGUUUAAGCCGCCCAUCAUCAUUGUAUUGUUUGGGUCGAAUCAUAAAUGGCAGUCCAAUUGAAAAGCCACCAAUCUGCUCCAAAUAAUACAUCUCGUGAUCCAUUGGCAUAAUCCAGAAUUUUUGUUGGGAUCCCUUGGGUAGUGGAGGAUAGACAGUUUCGACAAUGGCGUUACAGCCCACGGCUCUGUGGAUGAUCCCAAUGAUUUUGUAGCGGUAACUGAUAAAGACGCUACCAAAGAGACAUCUAUUUGUUUUGUGGCAAUUUUCAUUAACCACCCAAACACCGACACACCCUUGAGGCAAUUGAGUUUGAAGUUGGGCCAUGGUGUAUUUCUCCUU